Messenger RNA from Vicia villosa (hairy vetch), 480 nucleotides. RefSeq names its product secreted RxLR effector protein 78-like. Lineage: Eukaryota; Viridiplantae; Streptophyta; Magnoliopsida; Fabales; Fabaceae. The transcript has a single exon. The coding region runs from base 1 to 480 and encodes 159 amino acids. The record is from RefSeq and is a predicted model, not a curated record.
AUGCUAGCUCAUGAGUUGAUUAGAGGGUAUGGUAGGAAACUUAUCUCCCCAAGGUGUAUGAUUCAAAUGGAUAUACAAAAAGCUUACGAUACUGUUGAGUGGCUAGCUCUGAAUCAAAUUAUGUGCUCUCUCAGGUUUCCCCAGAAUUUUGUGAAUUGGACCAUGACUUAUAUUACUUCUGUAUCCUACAAGUUCUCUCUCAAUGGUGAACCCAGUGAUGUUCUUAAAUCCAAGAGAGGGUUGCGGAAGGGGGGUCCUAUAUCCCCUCUGCUGUUUGUGCUGAUCAUGGAAUAUUUGUACAGGGUUCUUCAAACCCUCAAAGAUGCCUCCGAUUUCAUAUUUCACCCCAAGUGUGAUAAGUUGAAGAUUAUUAAUAUCUGUUUUGCUGACGAUAUUUUGUUGUUUUCCAGGGCUGAUGUUCCAUCUAUUAAGCUUAUCGUGAAUAAAAUUAGAGAUUUCACUCAAGCCACAGGCCUUUAA